AUGGAGAUCCGCAAAGCCGACGCGCGUGCCAAGCUGUCCGUCAAAGCUGGAGGCUUCUCCAUCGGGGCUUUUGCUGCUUCGAACAGAGGGAAGCUCGAGGACUUUUAUGAAGUUGAGAAGGAGGUCUUGGGUGAGGGCUCCUUUGGAUCUGUACAGAAGUGCAGAUACAAGGACACGGGACAAUGGAGAGCUGUCAAAACGAUCAACAAGAAAAGGGUCAAGAACGUCGAAAGGUUCACAGAAGAGAUGGAGAUUAUGAAGCUCCUGGACCAUCCCAACAUCGUCCGCCUCCAAGAGACGUUCGAUGAUGAAAGAAACGUGUACUUGGUGCUGGAGCUUUGCUCCGGGGGUGAACUCUUUGAUCGCAUUGUUGCAGACGGCAAAUUCACUGAGCAGGUUGCUGCGUACUGCGUGCAACAAAUGCUCCGAGCCGUGAACUACCUGCACAGCAAUUGCAUCAUGCAUUGUGACCUCAAGCCAGAGAACUGGUUGCUUGCAGAGACCGAAGCAAUUCUGAAGACGCACCUGAAGAUGGUGGACUUUGGCUUGUCCAAGCGCUUCACGCCGGGCGACUUUGCCACCACAAAGGCUGGGGCUCCGUACUACGUGGCUCCUGAGGUUCUCGCAGGUCACUACAACGAGCUGUGCGACGUGUGGAGCAUCGGGGUGAUCAUGUACAUCUUACUGAGCGGCACGCCACCGUUCUCUGGAAAUGAUACGAUGGCCGUCCUCGAGUCUGUCAAGCGCUCCGAUUUGUCUUUUGACAAGAAGGAGUGGAAGCUGAUCUCCAAAGAGGCAAAGGACAUGUUGAAGGUCCUUCUCAUGCGGGAUCCGUCUCUGAGAGUCAACGCUGAAGCGGCUUUGAAGGAGGAGUGGAUCACAAAGCAGAUAGACAUGACGCAGCCAGACAUGACACAUGCCUCCCAGGUCGUGGUGCAGAAUCUGAAGAGCUUCGCAGUGAUGAACAAGCUAAAGAAGGCAGCGCUGAACAUCAUUGCAACGCAGCUGACUGAUGAUGCCAUCAAAGAGCUGAAGGAGCUCUUCAUUGCCAUGGAUGACAACAACGAUGGCACUCUGAGUAUUGCUGAGCUCAAAGAUGGCCUGGUCAAGGCAGGGGUGGCUGUUCCUCCUGACCUUUAUGCCAUGAUGGACCGGAUUGACACAGACGGAAGUGGGGUCAUUGACUAUUCCGAGUUCAUGGCAGCCACGCUGGACAAACGCCAGUUCGUGGCGGAGGAAGCGUGUUGGAGGGCCUUCAAGACCUUUGAUCAAGAUGGCAGCGGUCACAUUGACAAGGAGGAGCUGAUGAAGCUGCUUGGGGGUGACAAUCGAGUCUCCGACAUGAUGCAAAUAAAGUAUACGAAGCAGGAGGUUGAUGCGAUCAUGAAAGAAGUGGACUUGAACGGAGAUGGUAAGAUCGACUUCGACGAGUUCCUGACGAUGAUGCGAAGAAUGCCUCGAGACAAUGAAAGAAAACCGGCACCUUCAAUUGGGAUUGCUGUGAAGCGCCCUCGAACGACAUCGAAGUGUACAUAG
Symbiodinium natans is the source of this 1536-nucleotide messenger RNA. The record is from the annotation of a GenBank genome assembly. Lineage: Eukaryota; Dinophyceae; Suessiales; Symbiodiniaceae.